Poeciliopsis prolifica (blackstripe livebearer) is the source of this 10124-nucleotide messenger RNA. It is a transcript of the gene rfx5, whose product is annotated as regulatory factor X, 5. The record is from RefSeq and is a predicted model, not a curated record. NCBI's taxonomy places the organism in Eukaryota, Metazoa, Chordata, Actinopteri, Cyprinodontiformes, Poeciliidae. The transcript is spliced from 11 exons. Gene Ontology annotation, molecular function: RNA polymerase II cis-regulatory region sequence-specific DNA binding; DNA-binding transcription factor activity, RNA polymerase II-specific. Gene Ontology annotation, biological process: regulation of transcription by RNA polymerase II. Bases 293 to 2377 code for a protein of 694 amino acids.
UUACCUAUUACCUUGAAUUAUUUUAAAAUUCUAAAUGACGCUCAUAAACGUGUUUGGUAGGGCGUUAUUCGCUUGCUAGCUAAUGCUAAUGACACUAUGUAGCUAACUGAGUCGUUAACCGCGUUAGUCGCUCUAAUAUCCGUAUCUUUUUGCUCCAACGCAUGUUUAUAUCCUCUGUAGAUUACGGAUGUUUGUUAAACGUGUCCUUGAUCAACCCAGCUACUAAAUGUCUUUGCUUUUGCCAGCAUCUGCGAUGGAUAUGUUGGUUCUCAGCACAGGUUAGUCGGUCCAGAUGUCGGAGGACCAGCAGCACCAGCGGGCCGAUGCCUCCCACAGGGACAAGGGCGGCCUGGAGCCGGGGGAGGGCGACACAGAGCCCAGCAUUUUGCUGCAAAAGCUGAGCAGCAACAUUUCAAAGAACGUUCAGACCAAAGUGGAUCAAAUCUUGCAAGACGUUCAGCGCUUCUCAGACAAUGACAAGCUGUUCCUGUACCUCCAGCUGCCCUCGGGGCCCAGCUCCGGAGACAAAACUGGUGGCGACCCGAGUUCAUUCAACACAGCUGACCAGCUGCACACCUGUAACUGGAUCCGGAGUCACCUGGAGGAGCAUUCAGACACCUGUCUGCCCAAACAGGACGUCUAUGAGACGUACAGGAGGUACUGUGAGAACCUGCAGCAUCGACCCCUCAGCGCUGCCAACUUUGGGAAGAUCAUCAGAGACAUUUUCCCCAACAUCAAGGCGAGGCGACUCGGCGGCAGAGGACAGUCCAAGUACUGUUAUAGUGGCAUCAGGAGGAAGACGGUUCUGAACAUGCCUCUGCUGCCCAACCUGGACCUGAAGAACGACCCGUCGGAGCUGACCGAGCUGGUCCAGACCUACAAACAGGAAGUGACGGAGGCGGCCUGCGAGCUGAUCUGUGAUUGGGCCCAGAAGAUCCUGAAGCGGUCCUUCGACACUGUGGUAGAAAUCGCUCGCUACCUGAUCCAGGAGCACAUCGUCAACCCUCGCUGCAACCAGGCCAAGCUCGUCACGUCCGCAGCGCUCGCAGGCGGUCCAGCUAAAACCCAUAAAGUCAUAAAGAAAACUCUGGCGAUGUCUCCGGCUGACGGAGACGGAGCCGCAGACCAGAAGAAGGAACAGGGGGACCUGUCCUCGUCCUCACCCAAGAUGUCUUCUGGGGACAAAUCCACAUCAGCCGUCCCCAAGCCUUCCUCAGCAGACGGUCCUCCUUCUGCUCCUGCUCUUCCUCCUCCUCCUCCUCACUCCUCCUCUACCUCCUCUGCCUCUCUGCAGCCAGCAGUGGAGGCGUUCAUAAAGCAGUUACCCAGAAUCCUUCCUCGCAGCACUGUCCCUGACAAGAGCUUCUCCGUCCGCUCCGCUGUGCCCCCACAGGCGCCGGCGGACGCCUCCGCCGUCGGCGUGCCGUCUGCGCACGGAGGCCCCGCCGCCGUCACCGCUCCUGCCAACAGCGGUGGGGUGAAGGUCAUCACCAUGACGACGCUGCCGCAGCAGCAGGGCAGGACGCUGCCGGUGAUGAUUCUUCCUCAGAGCUGUUUGUCCUUUGAGGCGGAUAAAGUAGCUCCACCCCCUUCUCUGUCUGCCCAGCAACACGCCGUGGCGGCGCCGACCUCAGUGGUCCAGAAAGCUCGGGGCACCGCCGCCAAGCGACCCCAGGAAGGGGAAGUGUCAUCCGUCGGUGUCUCAGCCGCUUCCUCUCUCAGCACUUCUCCGGUUAAACGAAAACGUGGCCGGCCGAGGAAACCCCGACCGGAAGAUGCGGCUCUGUCCCCAUCUCCUCAGCCGCCGCCGCCUCAGCCGCCGAUCAUUACGCCACUGACCGGCGGCGUCAUCCAGAAGGCGACCUCCUCCUUGUCAUCCCCCGCGCAGACGGUGGUGGAGCUGGUGAUCCAGGAGCCGCCGGGGCUGGUUCUGGGUCAGCUGCCCGCCAUGUCCGACCCGGCCCACCGGCUGGUGGACCCCCGUGGCGUGGUGGUGCAGUGCCAGCCGGGCGGCGCCGUCGACCCGGACAGCCAGGUGAGGCCCGUGCUGCUCUUCCACAGUCCUGGGAACCCCAGCUGGGAGAGGACCCCCAUGGUGGAGGUGAUCCAGAAGGCGCCGAGGCCAAACAACAACAGCGGUGGCGGCGGCGGGCUCGGCAUGGUUCCGCUCCCGCCGCUGCCCCCUCCCACGCUGCAUGAGGAGCAAGGCGAGGUGGAGAUCACGCUGACGCCGGUGGAGGUUCACGUCAACCCGCCACCUGCCUCCACCUCCUCUGCUGCUCCUGCCUCCUCCCUCUCAAUCUCCUCCACCAUGGUGGUAAAGAUUGAGGAGGAGGAAGUAGACAACAGCCCCCUGCCCCACAAAGGAGGACAUUAGCUUUCAUCAACCACCUACUUCUGUAUUCACUCAGAUUUUACCUCAAGGCUCCCGCCCCCUCCUCCUUCCAUCCUCGUCCUGAUUGGUGGAAAUCCCAGAUUGGCUGGAGCACGAAAGCCAAUCCAGAAGGAUAAAUGAAGCCAGGAAGUCUACACUUUAACUGCAUGUUUGUUUGUGAGCGACAUGUGGUUUACACUGCAAAAACACAAAAUCUCACCAAGGAUUUCUGGUCUAGUUUCUCCAGCAGAUAUUUUACACGUGAAACGAGACAAAACUAACAAGGAAGCUUUCAGCAAGAUAAAGGAGCUUGUUUUAAGUCAACAAUUCCUUAAUUUUCAUUUUUAACAAAAAUACUUGUUCUAUUGGCAAAUUUCUUCACUUGUUUCACAGCUGGUACUGUGCUAGAAACUAGACCAAAGAUACUUUAUUUUUUUAUUCUGUGUUUUUGCGGUGUACAUCUGAACCACUUCUUGUUCCUUCUUCCUUCCUUGCCUUAUUCACUGUAUUUUUAAUCCUCCCAAAAAUUUCUGUGUCGCGGUUUGUUUGUCUGUGCUUAACUUUAAAAAAAAAAAAGAAAAACUGAACAAUAAUUGUACUAAAGAAAUAACACUGCAAAAAAAUUAAUUCUUACCAGGUAAUUUUGGUGUAAAUCUCUUGGUACACUUGAAAUGAGACGCAAUUAAGUUAUAAGUAACUUUAUGUUGAUGAAAAAAUGUUGGUUUACCAGGCAGACUAUGAAACUAAAAUCAAGAAUUUUGUUUCAUGUUAUAAGUAAAAUAAUUUUACCUGCUUUGUAUUUUUCAUCAAUAUAAAGGAAUUAUUGACUUUCCUUGCUGAACAGUUACUGAUAAGUUACUUUUGCAUGAUGUUACUUGGUGAGAUUUUAAUUUUUUGCAGUGUAAAAGAGGAAGAACGGAAGGUGCCAUGUUUGUGAAAAGGGCGUCAGGUGGUAAUACGGGUUAGAUCCUUCUAAAGGUUCUCUGUGCUAAAUGAACCAGAACCAAGCUUUGAUUCACCUUUAAUUCAUACAAUUUAUUCCUGAGGAAGUUGUUGAAGUUCUAAUAAUAUUUAAAUGUGUAAAUGUGAAUUAAAGUUUGGUUCUGCUCUGCUCUUCUAAAGAGUUAAUUUGUUUUAGCAGGUUUGUGUUUUUAAUCUGAGUGAGCUUUGUACAUGUCUCUGAUUGUGUGUUUGAAAGAUUAAAAACUUAAAUUUACUCAUUAUUCAGAAUAAUAUAUCAAGUAAAAUUAGACAUUUUAUAUAGAAAAACAACAGUUUUAUACAUAAACUUUGACAAAGUCAGAAUUAUUCCAGAAAACGUAGUCGGAGAGUUGGAAUCGCUCCUGUAGGUUUCAGUAGAUUUAUUGCUAAAAAAAAUAAUAUCUGGAACAUAUACGUUUGAAAAUGUGAGAAAAGCUGCAGAAACAGAAAAUGUUUCCUGUAAAUCGAGAACCAAAAUGAUGCUUUUAUUUAACUGUCAGCUAACACGCUUCAGCUGUUUGCAUAUCUUAAAACCGAUUAAAUGCUGAUGUUCCACUAAAACGUGCAGAAUUGACCCAAAUGUUGCGGUUUCCUUUAAUAAAACAUUAGCCCCUUUCAGGUCAUACUCUGGUUAGAAACAUUCCAAUUAAAUCUGCUUUUUAAGGGUCAUUUACAUCACAUAAGUUCAUCAUGUAGGUCAUUGUACAAUAAUUUACAACAAAGACACAUUUAACUCAUCCAACUACUUUUAUUUGUAUUAGAAGAAGCAACAAUUACUUCCAACUCUUGGAAUAGUAUAUUUAAUUCCUCUUGGAAUUAUAACAUUUAGAUAUUUUAAGUAAAUUUGCUCAGUUUUGUGGUGCUUGGCUGGAAGAUAUGGCUUAAAAAUAAAAUUUCUGAGUUUUCCACACCAUACAAUAAAAAAAUUGCUAACAGAAAAUGUUCUCAAACAUUGGCUUUAGUUUCAAUAAUCCCUUUUAAUUGUACAAUGGAUUGUUAAGGCUAGGCAAUUUAAAUUCUUGUUGAAAUUACAAGAAUAUUGUUAUGAUAUUAACAGAAUAAAGAUGCAUUUUUAUCAGAAGAAUGGACUUGAAUUAUAAGAAAAUAGUUUAUAGUGGACGAGAUCUGACGUGAUCCGAUCAGUCUCUGUGUCUUUUUGCUUGACAAUAUUUAGUUUUUAGCAGUUAAUGAUCAUUUGUUGCUGAUGAGCUAAAGCAAUACAUAUGUCCUUAUCUAUAAAAACUGAUACCAAAGCAUAACAUCACAAGAUGUUCAACAUUCCUCCUUUAAUUUUUUGUUUAUUUUUGUCCUGAUAUUACAGCUGUGUUCUUCCAUUAUUAUGACUUUAUUGUCAUAAUUAUAAAAAAAUGAGAAUUGAAAGCCCAAAUAAACAGAAGCUGUGAAAUACACUUCGCAAAUGAGAUGGCUGAAACCCACUGGAAACCCGUUUUUCCACAUUGGAAAAAAGAUUUUUCAAUAAAAAUCCAGUAUUUUUCAAAAACUUUAAUCUUUAAAAAUUGGAUUAAUCGAUAAAAUCAAUUUAUCUGAAGCCUACGUGAAAUUUAACUCCAAUAAAAUCUGAGAGUGUAGAAAUUUUCUCUGUCUUUCUGUUUCUUGGUCUGAAUUCUUCAAAUAAAGGCAAAUAUCCAAUGACGUAUGAUCUGAAAGGGGCUACUGACACUGAACAGAACUUGUUAAAAUUACAAACAAUAAGCAAAAUAGGAGAAUAAAUUAUGCAAUGCAGGCUGUGAGCUAAAGAAAUUUGCAAAUGCUAAAAAUAAAAGCUUCAGCUCAGGCAAUAGAGCAAAGCACAAUGUAAUUUGUCACACAGCACCAACACAUUGAGAUGCAGAAAAAUGUAUUAAUUCCUGGGUGAUAUUUGCGCUGUUGUUGGUUUCUGUGCUGAAGUUUUAGAUUACAUGUUUAACCUGCGGGUUGCUUCGCCGUUGUAUGUUGCCAUUGUGACCUUUGCCCCAAUUCUAGCCACCUGUUGCAGCUACAUCGAAGUCAGCAAUGUGACACCAUUUUCUUACUUUCUUCGAUGGCUGUCGAAGAAAAUGGUUUCGCUGCCUUAUUUUAACGUGCUUUUUGCUAAGCUUAAGUUCAAAUAUCUCAAAAUAUAAGCCAAGUAACUCAGGACUGUUGGAUAAAGAAUAGAGGAAGAAAAAAUGUUGUUGAAGGAGUAAAAUUCCAUCAAAAAACGCUGAAACUUUUCAGUUGCGUUUAUAUUCUUUGCACAAAAAAAUUGCAGUUUUCACUAAUUAAUGUCAAAAUUGUACAAUAUUAAAACUUGGAAAAAUAAAAAAGAAGUUUACUGAGGUUAAAAGGUCGGAUAUUUGCGACAAAGAGAUUACAAUUGAGUUGGUAAGCGUAGAAGCAUGUGGACAUUUUUCAGAGUGGAUUGUAGAUUUGAUCUCACAGACACGGUUCCGGUUUUAAUCGUGGAAAAUUUACUCAUGUUUCUUCAACGUCAGAGAAUAUCAAAGCCAAAGUAAAUUUCACGUAUUUUCUUGUAAACACGUGAAAUCAGUCUCAAAACUUCCAAGUUUUCGCGGGUGAAAAUUUACUCCUUCUGAACCAUUUUAUUCGUUCUUUUGACCAUUUUCAACGGAAACAUCUCAAAUCUGUCAGACGUUGUUUUCCCAGAUCUCUGUAUUUUUCUCACAGUUAAUAUGCAAACAGAUAAUUUCUUCUUUCACCUUCUAAUUUUUGGAGGGAGUUGCCAUGGAAAUGUCACAUUGCUGACACUCUUCACCUUUACCAAACGUUGUGUCGCUCCACCGGUGGGCGUCUUUUUCUUCUUCGUUGGUGCUACAAUGCCAUAGGGCUCCAUUACUCUGUCUGUCCUGCCUGUUUUUCCACCAUGUGACCACAGAUUUGUAGAAAAGAAAGAAAAAAGCCAGUUUGUGGACUUGUGUAAAAUGUGUUUCUCUCUGUCCUCACAUAGUGCUUUUUUCUGUUGGAGGGACCCUGAAAAUAUUAAGACUGUUAUAUAUAUAUAAAAAAAAUCAACCUUGUUGACGCAAGAAAACCGCUUGAUUAUACGCUCUGCCCUAAAUCCAUCAUUCAAAAGAAGCACAAGUAUUAAUAUUAGUCGUUGGCCUCAGUUUGGUGAAGUGCCAACAUGAUUCAUCGUCGAACUGAAACAAACGUUGCACUGCUGAGAGUUUAAAGAGGGACUCUGUGUGUAUAUUAUGAGUUUAAUGUACUGAGAAAAUACUCUGUCAAGUAUUUAUGAGUGAUGUAGUAUUCUGCUUAAUUCUUGCACUCUGCUAGAGGCCGACAUCUGCCGGCUCAGAUUUUUAUUUCACCAGCGUAAUAACGUUGGUUUAAACUUUACUCAGUUUAGAGUUUAAUAGUAAUAAUAAUUAAAAAAGGAAAAUGAACUCUGUUUUUAUAUAAAGGUUAAAGUACCUGUAGGGUAUUGAGUGGGUAAAAGCAACGUUUCACUUGUGGGCUUUGGUUGCAACAAUUGAGAUUUUAAAGAUUGAGGCAGAUUUAGUUCAAAAGCAUCCAGUCAACUUGUUUCUCAUCUGACAGAUUUAGGGAUAAAAUAUCAAGGCUGAGAUGCUUCAGCCGACUAUCCACAGGCUCUUCUUUGUUUUCUGAUUUCAUCAAUGUGUUGUCCCAAGACAUAAACUUAUUUGGAAACGUUUUCUUUUCAAAUGAUAAAAGUUUUUGUCCCUUUUCUCUCAAGUCCACACAGAAAUAAAAAUCCAAAAACUGUUUUUAUUCCUUAAACAGGUUCAGGAGUGAAAAUUUUGCCCUUAUGCAUUUGUGUCAACAGCAAAAUCACAUCUUUGGUGAAAUUCCUGACAUACCAGCCUGAAACAAUUCCCCUGUGGAUACAGAGUUAGAUUUCACUCCAAUAAACAAAUCAAUUUUACUUUACAACGGAGAGUUAAGGCAACGCCAAGAAAAUAAUAUAUUAUGAGAAUAAAGUUGUAGUAUUACACAAAUUAGGACUUUAUUCUCUAAAUAUUAUGAGUUUAUCAUCUUUGUUAUGACUUUAUUUUCUUAUUAUUUGACUUUACUCUCGUACUACUUUAUUCUUUCAAUUCUCAUUUUAUUGCACCUUAAUUCUCGUAAUAUUAUGACUUCAUUGUUGUAAUAUUAACUUUAUUAUUGUAAUUUUAUUGUUUUUUUUCUUAACUGUUUUAUUAGAAAAAUACUAAUAAUCCUGUAGUCCUUAGAUAUUCUAUCCUAUUUCUUUUCAUUGUAGUUGAGAAUUUUGUUAAAAUAUGGAGAUAAAUGUCCAUAAAAUGCCCCAAAUUUGCAUAAUGCUAAAUAUAAUUGCAUUUAUUUUCAGAAUAUUUUGAAGUACCUCUCAGUUGCAUUAAUUAUGGUUAAAUCAAUCAUAAUUGAUCUAAUUAUAAAACAUGAGACAUUGUAACUCAAACUGUAGCACAUCUGAGUGACUUUGUGCUUUUUUUUUAGCAGUUUCCAUAAAGUAGAUGAGAAAAUUAAGACUUACCAGAUGUUUACAAGUCUGGAUCUGCAACAGUUUGGACUAAAUUAAACAAAUUUAUUUCUGUCUGUUUUAAUUUGAUUAAAUAAUGAUUAUUGUUCUGUCAGCGCAAGUUUUGUUCAAGGUGUUGUGAGAUUGUCACCAAAGCCCAGUUAGAGACGAUGCUGAUCUGUAAGUGAAAUGUUGCUUUAGGGGAUAAGAUGUUUUAAAUAGUUCAGGUUAAAACCUGAGGAUAUUCAGCAGCCGAUUCCCCCCCAGCAGGACCAUUCUGGGCCAAAAUGGCCAAACUGGAGUUAUGACUCUAAUCUAGCUUGGUUUGGCGCUCUCACUGAUUUAUCUGAAGAGAUUUAUUUUCAAAUGCUGUUUGCAAAUGUUUGGAAGGAGAGCUAUGCAGUAAAACAAAUUUUUCUGACCUGGAGUUUUUACUUCAGGGGAAAUAAGAAACAAUGAGUUAUCUUAUAACACGUUGACGGAAAGGUUAGAGUUUUGUCAGCUGGUUUGAAAGUCAUCAGAAAUGCCUCGAAUUUUAAAGAGGAAAACCGAGUUUGGAUUCAGGCAGUUCAGACUCCAGUGUGAUCUUUUUUCUGAGCAAGUGGAGGUAAAAUUACAGCAGCUUUGAAUGUUUGAAGCUUAAAAGAAGAGCGAGUAUUUGCAGUUUGAGAUUUAAAAAAGAUCAGGAGGUGGAAUUGGUGAUGGUGUUGGUAGAAAUGGUCUCAAAUGUUUGGCAUGGCUCGUUUUGGCUAACUGGUCCAGCAAGGCCUUGCUGGGAGUCUUCAUGGGGAACCGAGCUUUGAACGUGCAAAGCAGAAGAAAACUUUCACUGUGGAAAUCCAGAAACGGGUCAGUUUCUGGGUCAGCAAAGAUAAUGAAUCGGGAUUCGGGUAUUGGUGCGAUGAUGCUGAAGAAUCAGACCCAGUCACGCAAACGCUCUCCGAUGGCGCUUCUUGUUUACACUCUGCAAAAACACAAAACCUUAACAAGUGUCUUUGCUCUGGUUUCUACUGCAAAUAUCUUUGUACACUUGAAACAAGACAAGACUAACUUACGUGUAACUUUUCAACAAGAUAUAGGAGCUUGUUUAAGUCAUUAUUGAUGAAAAAGUUCUAGUUCCACUGGCAGCUUAUUUCACGUAAAACAAAAUAUUUUUCCAUAUAUAGAACUAGAUCUUUUUCAUCAAUAUUAAGGAAUUAUUGACCUAAAACAAGCUGCUAUACAUUGCUGAAAAGUUUAUAAGUUUGUUAUGUCUUACUUCAAGUAUACUGAGAUAUUUGCAGUAGAAACUAUACCAAAAAUUCUUGGUAAGUUUGUCUUUUUUUGCAGUGCAGCCUGGUGUCACGUUUAACUCCAAAGUAUUGUCACUAAUUUUGCUAAUAUAAAAAACAUAGUUGUUAAAGUAAAUAAAAUGAACAUUCAGCCUGCUCAAAAUAAUAUUCAGAUGACUGGAUUGGCUGUGAUUAAAAACAUAAAAUUUGCUUUUUUUACUUUAAAAGUUGACAAUAGCUGCCUUUAUUAAUAUUUUGUUGUGUAAUAUCUGUUGGAAACAACAUAGAAUGUCGAGAGGAUCAAUAAAAUCGAUAAUAAAUUGGAAGAUGAUCAACUCUGCAGUUAAUGUAAUGACGGUGAACUCUGAUGUGAAGGAAGCUGUUAGCUGAUAAAAACCCACUCAAGAAAGUCUAAAAUUUAGCAAAAAACAAUUUAAAAAAGAUUCUUCCUCUGGAAUUCUGGGUAAUGUAGUCCUUGAGUGGGGAUUUGACACAGAACAACUUUUUUUUCUUUUGUUUUUAAAUUGUCACUCUCCAAACGAAUUUGAAUAAUCCUCGUUUUAUUUUGCUGUCGGUCUUUUGUUCUGCGUAUUGCUGUGUGUCUUUGCUGUUUCAGACAGUUGUACAGCUUGUUGAUGUGCAGUCGUUUCCCUCCUUCUUACGGUUGCUCUAAAAAUAUUCCUGCUUUGUUUUAUUUGUGAAAGACACUGCCAGCUCUUCGCAUGGUUUCCCUGUGGCUGUUUGUUGGGUUCUCUUUAUUAUCUCCUGUAAAUGUUGAUUUUAUUUUUUUCUUUUGUUAACCUGCUGGCUUUGUUUUUUUUUUUGUUUUUUUUUUUUUGCACUUUUAAUGUUCCAUAAUGAGGCUGAGAGGGAGGAAAAAUAUGUUUUGGCUUGGAGAUGAUAUUUUUUGAGUGAAAUGCACCUUUUUUUGCCCUGUUUCUGUUGUGAAAUUAAAAAGAGUGACGGAGGAGAGAAGGCAGAACAUUAAUGUGAAUCUAUUUUCCUACAUUGAUGGAAUAAAAGACGUGACGUUCAUUUA